CGCAGUCAUACAGAAGCAUCACGUGUGGAGAAAGUUAAGAUUGCAUUUAUUACGUGUUUUGAAUGUUUGUUAUACAUUCGCAUAUAUUCACUCUUUUAUUGUUACUUUUACGAUAAAAGCUGAAUAUACGAAAAUUAUUACAAUGGGGAAAAAUAAAAAAACGCGUAAGGUAGUGAUGCAAAGAUUCGCUCAGAUGAAAAAGAUGAUCAGUUUGAGUGAUUCACGAAUAAAACCAGAGAAACGGCAACCAUCUAAGAAAGCUCCAAAAGAAGACAAGGCUAAGAUAAAAGUUACAGAAGCGCCACAACAAUCUUCUGCGUUGUUUUUCCAAUACAACACGCAGCUUGGUCCACCGUACCACAUCUUAAUCGAUACGAACUUCAUCAAUUUUUCCAUCAAGAACAAAUUGGACAUCAUACAAAAUAUGAUGCAUUGCCUUUAUGCAAAGUGUAUACCAUAUAUAACAGACUGUGUGAUGGGCGAGUUGGAGAAGCUUGGACAAAAGUAUAAAUUAGCGUUGAAGAUUAUCAAGGAUCCACGAUUCGAACGAUUAACCUGUAUGCAUAGAGGAACAUAUGCAGACGAUUGUAUCGUAAACAGAGUUACACAACACAAAUGUUACAUCGUCGCGACUAAUGAUAAAGAUCUGAAGCGGCGGAUACGAAAAAUACCGGGUGUGCCAAUAAUGUACGUAUCUCAGCACAGAUACACGAUAGAACGAAUGCCGGACGCUUAUGGUGCACCUAAGUAGUAGGCCCAAUUAAAAAAAAAUAAUUUUUUAAUACGUUAACUUAAGGAAGAUAUGUUUUUGUAAAUAAAUCUUGGCAUUAUAGUACCAUAAAUUAUUGGAGCUGUUA
Molecule: messenger RNA, 857 nt
Organism: Dinoponera quadriceps
Lineage: Eukaryota; Metazoa; Arthropoda; Insecta; Hymenoptera; Formicidae
Gene: Bka
Product: rRNA-processing protein FCF1 homolog
Exons: 5
Coding region: 143-751 (202 amino acids)
Cellular component (GO): small-subunit processome; nucleolus
Source: RefSeq, a predicted model, not a curated record